UACGCACGCAUACAGACGCGUUUGCAGAGGCGAGUGGAAAUCUAUUGGGUGCCUGCCUCGUCUUUCCUUCUCUCCCUUUAGCUUCUCAAAAACUUUCCUUCCGCUUGUGCACUCAAAGAGACACGCUUGGAGGGUUAUGUGGGUUUCAAAAGGAUGGGAGGCAGAGGCAGCGAUUCUGGGGGGAAAUCAACCUGCAGAUGAUGAACACGCCCAGCCCUGUCCAAUCGAUUCUCUGGGUGGGCGUCUGUGUAUGCGUGGCUGGAUUGCGGCAGGACUGCUUAGGUUUUUGGCAGAGCUAAAAAUAAUUUUAUUCCCCCCAGCAACGCGAAAUAGUUUGUCCCUUUCCCUCCUCCCACCCACCCAGUUAAGCAUGUUUUAGAGGUUCUUACUUGAGUGUAAGUUCCUCUAUGCCUUCUUGAACAUUUUGCAGAUUGAAAUUAUUGAGGUCAUUGGAGUGACCCACAUGAACAGGAUGGUUAAAUUGGGGGCACAUGCGUUUUAGGCUAAUUCUUUUAUCUUGUGUACGUAUUUAUGUGUGUAUAUGUGUGGUUUUCCUGUCAGAUGGUUGCUUUAGGAAACCUAAAGAUUUUCUUAGGCGUCUAUGGAUUUUUAUUUAAUUUUUUUGAAAGCUCCUAUCCUUGUUAUGAUAGGAGCAGAAUACUUAGUGUGUAUGCGAUGCUAUUUAAUGCUAAAUAUAGGACCACAAACUUUUAAUGGAAUAAACUGGGUGAUUAAUGGAUUAAAUCUUCAAAAGGACCUAUGUCAGUUUAAUCAUAAUUGUCACUAACCAUAUGGAACAGCCUUUUAGUGUUUUGUUUUGUUUUAAAUGAGAGAAGGGAAUAAAUAGAAAUCUAUAUAUUGGCCACAUCAGUGUCUUGUGAAAGGCUGCUUGGUGCUGAUUUUGCUAGCCAGAUUUAAAAGCUGGUGUGUUUAAUUAAGAAUGCUGCCUGACUGGGAGAACGAGAACCCAUAAUACUGCUAGUUCCUAUUCUGUCAUCAACAGUUUGUUAAAGUCACAAAGAGCCUCUGGAUUGGCUGUCCUAUGCAUAAUGUAGAAUCCUGUUCCCUUUUAAGAUAAGGAAGUACAAUAGCUGAGCCUCAGUGAAAAUAUGAACUUCCACUGAAUGAAAUGGAGAUUGGAUGAAAUCUAAUGGACAUGGAAGAAGUCUGCAGAUAAGGUUUAACAUGUAUACUGAUGAAUCCUCCUAUGCAUUUUUCUUCAAAAACCGAAAUGGAAGAUGUGAGCUCCAAAAGGGUCAGCGAGUUUUUGCAGAAAUGCGUCAAACUUGAGGAUAAUGAAGGGGACGCUCAGCCCAAGGAGGAGAUCAUAGAAGUGCAAACUGUCCCUAUCCUUGCUCCAUCCUACCCUCAGACAGUACAAGAGGAAAUAUCAAUGGUCUUCAAUACUUGUGCAAUGCCAGCCAACCUGGGCCCUUGCACAAGAAGGAGACGCGAGAAAGGCAGUGCCCACGAUGGGACGAGCACCUCCCUCUAUGUCGACCGCCGCAAAUCGAAGGUGUGGAACUAUUACACCAAACUGGGGGAUGCUUACGUCGAAUGCAACGUCUGCAAGAAGCAGCUGUCCUUCCACAACAGCACCACUACAAUGAGGGAACAUCUGGUGAGGAAGCACAGCAUUCGUGACACCUUGCUGUCUCAGCUGAAGGAUGACCAAGUUUCUGACCCGGACUAUGUGGCCCAGGAGAAUGCAAUAAAAAGGGCCCGCCAGCUGACACCUGAAAACAACAAUCAGUACCACGCCGUGUCCUGCACAGAACCCAGGACCGACGUGAUUCUGGAGCUAGUGCUGGAAAUGAUUUUUCGGGACCUCCACCCCCUCUCUGUAGUGAAGGACAAAGGCUUUGGCCUUCUAAUUGGCUACCUAGAACCUAGCUUUAUUCUCCCAUCCCCUAUGCAGCUCUCUAGCAUGCUGUGGCACCGAUACAAUGUGGUCAAGCAGCACCUAGAACGCUACCUGCAAACAGCCCAGUCUAUUGUCAUCUGCGCUGAAUUCUGGCUUUCCCAGCCCAACCAAACAUACCUGACAAUCAUGACCAACUUCAUUGAUGGGGAGUGGCGGCGGGCAAGGUGCAUCUUGGAGACCCAACAGGUGCACGAGAACAAAGCGGAGAGUAAUUUAGGAGACAGGUUGUAUUCGGUCCUGACAGACUUUGGGCUGUCCAACAAGUCUGUCUUCUGCGUGAUGCACGACAGCCUACAAGAUUUGGAGGCAAACUCAUCACAACUCAAGUGUGUCUAUGGCUGGACCAGCCUGUGCUGCGCUGCACACCUGCUGCAUCUGUGUGUGAAGGUGGGUCUUGAGGUGGAACAGGUGCAAGAGGCCUUGAGUGCUGCCCGUAGCAUUGUCUGCUACUUCCAGCAGGAUGCUAAGGCCACCUGCUCACUCAACAGUAAACUGGAAGCCAUCAACAAGACUAAGCUGAAACUGGUGAUGGACACUGGGGCUCGGUGGAUAACUACCAUCGAGAUGUGCGAGUGCCUGUUGGAUCUCAAGUGGGCCAUCAUGUCCGUCUUGGAGGAACACCCCAAGGGAACCACGGUGGUCCAGAACCUGGCCGACCACCAAUGGAAACUCUUGCAGGAUCUGGUGCCUGUCAUGAGGACGCUUAAGAUCGCUACAUCAUUCUUGCGGGAAGAACAGAACUUCUCCAUCUCCUCCCUGAUGCCGUGCAUCCAUGGCAUUGUCACUGCCAUUGGGCAGCAGUCAGAGGAAGCAAGCGGCAUCAUCAAGACAGUGGUGAGCAAUAUAAAGUUGGAGCUCACCCAGCGCUGGGGCAUCUUGGAUGAUGAGAAGUUGCUGGAGAGCCCAGCAGUGGUUGCAUCAUUCUUAGACCCCCGCUUCAAGGAAAUGAGGUUCCUGAGCCCCAGCCUGAGGAGUGACCUGCACAAAAAGAUUAAAAGCAUGCUGUCACAGUUCUUCAACCACCAGUCCCCACUGUCAACCCAGUUCUGGGUGCCAAACUCUGAUUAUAAAGCAGAGGUUGGUGAAGCAGCUAGCCAGCUCUCUGCCCAUAAGGAGAGAGGCUCGAGCGGACAGUCUCAGAGUAUGUAUGACAUCCUUUUGGGGAAAGACCCCACUGAGAGUAUGCCAGAGAUCCAUCAGCAGCUGGAGAAUUACAUUGUGGAACCUCUGUGCAAGCGCAGCACUAACCCCUUGGACUGGUGGAAGAACAAUGAGCACCGCUUCCCCUCAGUAGCCAGAUUAGCCCGGCAGUACUUGGCCAUCCCAGCGACAGUUGUGCCACCAGAUCAGGCCUUUGCUGCCACUGAAAGUGCCCUGGAGCACCGGAGAGGUGUACUUGCUCCCGAGAACCUGGACCAAAUUCUCUUCCUGCAUCAAAAUUUUGAUUUUUUAGAAUCUAUGAGAAAUGGCAAUGAGAAUCUGACUAAGACUGUGCACAACCAGUACUGAAAAGUCAGGUGUGGGAAGAACAGACAAGACAACCACUGUAUUAAGGUGUGGCCAGCACACUGGGAGUUGGGAAGAGAUGCAAAGUCUCGGAAAGGACAACUUGUUCUUCAGGUCACUUUAGUCUAGUCCCAAGUCAGAAUCUGAUCUCGUGUGGUAAUUUAAAGAUAAGCUUGCCUACUACCUAAACUCACCCUUGUUUUCACUGUAGUGGUAGAUCUGCUCCUAACUAAGACUAGUUUUUUUCUUCUGAAAAGGGUGUGUCCUAGCUGGAGCAAACGGACAUUAGACGUAAGAGCGAGGGCCAUUUCCAACAAUAAUUUCAAAAGAUGAACAGGUGUAUUUUUGGAAGGCAAAUCCUUGUCUGGAUGUCUGUGAAAAACCUAUUGGGGGAACUAAAACCCUAUACCUAUCUAUCUUGGAGAGAAGAUAAGUAGAGAAACAAUGUAGAAAUUAUUCCAGAGCUCACAGGCCUCACUUAGAUUGAUGUAUUAUAGUGCUGGGGUGUGUGUGUGUGUAUUCAUUUUCAUUCACCUUUAAGGUUCCCAUGAGGCCAUUCCAUUGAGGGAACAUAGGUGUUUUGAGUUCCCCUUUGAUUGUUUUGGAAUCCUGUAGAACCGAGGUGGCUAAUGUAUGGCUCUCGAAAUGUUUGGGGCUACAACUUGCGUUAUCCCUGACUGACGGCCUUACUGGCUGGCGUUGGGAGUUCUACAACAUCUGAAGGGCCACAGGUUAGCCACCCUUACUUUAGAAGAAAUUAAGACUCUUCUUUCUGGAGAGCCUUGCAGCACACUGGUUAACCAUGUGAUAGUCCAUGUAAGCCUGGAGAGGGGGAGCUGUCACACCUACUUGCCCUCGUCUAGAUAGCCCAAGUAAGCUAGAUGCUUUUGCUUAAAAAAAUAAAAUGAUGUGCGGUGUUGUGGCUGCCACCUAUAAGAACAGCCCUGCUGGAGUAGACCAAAGGUCCAGUUGGGCUCCAGGAAGCCUACAAGUUCUUCCAGAUUGAAGAUGUCAGUGUGGUGCCAUCGUAGUUCCUCCUUGAAGGUGAGCAGUAAGCUGUUCCUGCAGGCUUUUCUGGCUCCCUUGGCUUGUACCAGCUGCUGGUGGUGGAAGGGAUCCCAAAGGCACAGACUCGAAAUAUUCAUGUUUCCAUGUGACUCAAUCCAUGAGUGGGAGGUGUGUUUAUUACAUAGGCCCUUACAGGAAGUCUAUUCAGGUACUCAUAAAUAACUGUAGGCAAAUCAAAACCUUGUUACGUUCAGGCAAGCAACACCUUGAUCUGAAGGUGGAUUGAACACCUAGGCUGAGGAGCUGCUAGCAAUGUGAGGAUUGUUUUCAAUUGAUGUUUUAGAAAACUGCAUCUUAUUUUGGAAUUUUGCAAGGGUAGGUUAAAAAUAAUUUUAAAAUGCCUUUAAAGGAGUUUGCACUGUAGUGCCCUUUUAUAACAAAACAGAAACUAGUGCAGGUAUCUGUUGAAAGUUAUUGCUGAGUCUUGCUGCACUGACCUCACUGGACAGAGUUGAAGAGUGUGACGCUUUCUUUUCUAGGAGAAAACCUGUUGUUUACCAGUUGCACUAAAUGUUUUAAAUGCUUGUCCUCAAAGCUGCUUUCUUGAGUCUUUAGCAACAAAAAGAGUGAAUGCCAUAGAUGGUUUAUAGGGUAGAAUUUCUUUUCUAACUUGCUGGCAGAUUUUAAGUGAGAUGUGGAACUGGCAGUUAUAACAUGCUCACAGACCUUAUUUUGCAAGUAGCACACUAGUUAGCGUUUACAUGGGAAAAUACUAGUAUGGUAUCAACCCUUGGUUGGUGUCCGUAUUUGUAACCCAUCCUGCAGCAUUCUAUGAAGAACAGGCAUGGUUAAAAAAAAAAAAAUGGCAGGGAGCCAGGUGAAAGAUGUGCAACUCAACUCCAAAUGUAGCAUAAACAAGCAAGAUCAUGUGAAGAAGUACUUGUGAGUGCUUGAGGAUGCAAAGCAAUCAUCCAUCGAAGUUGGCUGAUAUUAGGAAUGACAAGGCACCACUUCAACUGGUGUUUAGAGAAUAGACCAUAGUUUAUAGCAUGCCAAAAAAAAAAGCCCACACACAUUAUGCCUGCCUGUCAAAGUGGUAUUUCAUUGAAAGAGGCUGCCUUGGAGAAAUCUGGGCUCCAGUAACAUCAGUGGGAAAAGAUUUCAGAGUUGAGCAGAAUGAUCAGCAGGCUCAUAGGAUGCACCUAUAGCUGGACUUCAGGCCUAAGGGGUGGGGAGAUGGGGUGUUUGAUUCUUCCCUUUCUCUCCCCCACCCCAAACAAGUUUCCUGUGAGUUUCCUAAAUGCACAAAACUGCUGUGUCAAGGACAAAGUCAUACAACCAGGAGUCGGAAGUGUGUUAGCUGCAUGCCAACUUUUGUCUCAUGUUCAUCUUCCAUUGCCCAGUCAGGCUUACAUUUUGAGUGCCUGGGUGAAUACCAAGUGGUUUCUCUAAUAGGAGAAAGGCAUACACACACUCAAGAAUGUGUUUUGCUACUGUGUGCUCAGUCUGCUACUUAUGAUGGGAUUACUAUAAAUAACUAGGGCUGCAGUACAUUUUAAAAUGUGGCAAUUCCGCCAUACUGGUAGGUCUUGCAUUGGCUUAUUCUUUCAACUAUUUUGGAGUUGAUGCGUUACUGCAAGAAUGGGACAGCUGUGGCCCUCCAGAUAUUGCUGUACUGUGCCUCCCUUCAUCCCUGACCAGUGGCCAUGUUGGCUAGAAAUGAUGGGAGUUGACUGCCGAAACAUCUCAAGGGACACAGCUGCCCUAUUACUGCAAUAGAGGAUGUUCUAUAAUCUGUUUCCCCAAAUAUGAUGAAAUAGAACAUAAGAACUUAAGAACAGCCUGCUGGAUCAGGCCAGUGGCCCAUCUAGUCCAGCAUCCUGUUCUCACAGUGGCCAACCAGGUGCCUGGGGAAAGUCCGCAAGCAGGACCUGAGUGCAAGAACACUCUCCCCUGAGACUUCCGGCAACUGGUUUUCAGAAGCAUGCUGCCUCUGACUAGGGUGGCAGAGCACAGCCAUCACGGCUAGUAGCCAUUGAUAGCCCUGUCCUCCAUAAAUUUGUCUAAUCUUCUUUUAAAGCCAUCCAAGCUGGUAGCCAUUACUGCAUCUUGUAGAAGAAAAGCCAGGGGUGGGGAACCUUAGACCCUCCAGGUUCUGCUGGACUUCCAACUCCCAUUAGCCCCAGCAAGUGUGGCAAUGGCCAGGGAUGAUGGAAGUUGUAGUUCAGCAACUUCUGGAGGGUCAAAGGCAAUAAGCUCUAGGCCAUGUCUUUCUCACAUUUGUGAAAUGACCCUUUGCCUUCAGGGUCUUCAAGAAGAUGGGGCUCUUCACAGAGGUUUUGCAGUGUGAUCCUUAAGCUUAAAUGAUUAACUAGCUAACAGACAGAUGAAAUAGAAAUGGGGAGAGAGGAUCUAAUCAGAUGACAAUCCAGGUUGUACUAAUUUGCAAAUACCCACAAAUUCAGCCAUGGAACUACAUCAACAAAAGUUGUUAGCCUAGCUUCCCACAGUGUACCUUUGUAAGUUAAGGGAUUUGCAACCCUAGUUUUUUGUAAUGAUUAUCUGCUUACUCUCCUGAAAGACUCUUAACUUCUAACAGGCACCCAGGCAAGUGACUAUUUCUGAGCCUGGUAGUCCAUAAUCGUUUGGCAGAAACCUUUAAGUAUAUACUUCUACAUUAUACAAGUACAAUAUAGGCAUGCUUGUAUGUAAUAACAGCAGUCCUACUAUGGCAGAAAAGCAGUGAACUGGGCCAGUGGUGACUGCCAGAUUUUUUAGGGGGGAUGGAUGCAUGUAUGUGAAGAAAAGGGAGGUACUUAGUCCAAUACCAGGUUUUUUCUCCUUACUGUAGACAUAUCUAUUUAAUGGACCCAGUACUGUACCAGGUGUAUGAACGUGGCCCCCUAACGCUGGGGGAUGUAAACAAGGGGUAGGAAAUUGGAUCUAGCUUGAGGGGUCGAUUCAGAAAUGGCCAGCCUGCUGCAGGACACUUUGGCAGAUGGGCAGAGCUGCCCACCAGUCAGUCACCUGACCACUGAUGUCAUGUAAUUCAAACUGCAAGCCAAUGCAUGUCUUCCUUUGCAACCCAAAGGAAGCUGCUCCUAAGCAUGCUCCCGAUUCUUUCUUUCCAGCUUGAAUUUGGCACUUUCUGAAUUUGGUGUUUGUUGUUGCCGUGGAGAACAACAGGAAAAGGCAUUAAGUAGCUGUAGCUUUUCUAAAAUGGCCUGGUGGCCAUAAUUAGACCCAUGAGCCAGAGGUUAUCCUGCUGCUGCUGUAAACCCUUCAACACCACAUGGCUCAGUUUUCUGAGGGGAGGUGUAAACACCACCACAGCCUUCCAGCUGGUGAAUGGCAGCUGUCAUCACCCGACCCAUCUUUGCUGCAGACCUUCAGAGCUGAUCUUGCAAUUUCCCCCUCAGUCACAAGAACUACGUGGAACUGGACUAUAGAAAGGGAUGUUAUAUAAGCUUACAUAAGUUUAUUUGCGCUUUUCUUUUCAUGACUAUGCUACUUAUACAAAGUAACGGUGCAAUAACCUACAUCAAGGUAUGGUACUUUGAAAAGAUAACACUGGGUCUACUGGAAAGAUGAGCAUAUUCAAGGGACAGAAUAAAAUUUUUUAAAAAAAUA
Messenger RNA from Rhineura floridana, 8068 nucleotides. RefSeq names its product E3 SUMO-protein ligase ZBED1-like. The record is from RefSeq and is a predicted model, not a curated record. Gene Ontology annotation, molecular function: DNA binding; protein dimerization activity. The coding region runs from base 1196 to 3433 and encodes 745 amino acids. Lineage: Eukaryota; Metazoa; Chordata; Lepidosauria; Squamata; Rhineuridae. The transcript has 4 exons.